AUGACAGUCCCCGUCCCCUCGCUCAACAACGGCCACUCUUCCACCGCUGCCACUACUCGCACACCAGGCUUCUCAACCCGCGCCAUCCACGUCGGGUCAGAACCAGAGAACUCAAUCUCGCGCGGCGUAAACACCCCACUCGACCUCUCGACCACCUACAAGCAGGACCGAGUCGGCGUACACGCUGGGUUCGAGUACUCGCGCUCGGCUAACCCCUCUCGACUCGCGUUCGAGCGCGCGAUCGCUUCGCUCGAGGGCGGGGAUGUCCUCCUCUCCCAAGCGUUGAAGGACGAGGGUAUCGACGAGCGCGAGUCGGAGGCGGGUCCACCGGGCGUUGCGUUCUCGAGCGGGAGUGCGGCGACCGCGACGGUUAUCCAGGCGCUUGGAGGACACGGCGGACACCUUGUCAGUGUUGGGGACGUCUAUGGCGGGACGAGCAGGUACCAGUUGAAGAUGGCCGGACCGUUGCAGGGGUUGGAGACGACUUAUGUCGACAUGAGCUACUCCACGAAGCCGGACGGCGGCAAGGUCGAGACGGAGGAGGAGCAGGACUCGGUUAUCGUCGACCGUAUCGAGCAGGCUAUCCGCCCCGAGACCAAGCUCAUCUGGAUUGAAACACCGACGAACCCGAUGCUCUCGCUCGUCCCCAUCGCACUCGUCGCCUCCGUCGCCAAGAAGCACAAUCUCUACCUCGUCGUCGACAACACCUUCGCGUCUCCCUACCUCCAACAACCCCUCCUCCUGGGAGCCGACAUCGUCGUCGCCUCGUCGACGAAAUACAUCGGCGGCCACUCAGACGUCGUCGGCGGCCUCGCCGUCACGGGCAACCCUGCCCUACUCUCAAAGUUGCGCUUCAUCCAGAACGCAGGUGGCGCAGUCCCCUCCCCUUUCGACGCCUACCUCCUCAUUCGAUCACUCAAGACUCUCGCCCUCCGCGUACGAGAACACUCCCGUAACGCACUCGCCGUCGCAAGGUGGUUGGAGGAAAAAGCGAUCCCUGCUGGGCUGGUGCGGGACGUCCGCUACCCUGGCCUCAAGCGCGCGCAGGAGACGCCAGCGCAGAAGAGGGAGCGAUACCUCGCGUGGGACCAACUGAGCGACGAAGCGAAGCGCUGGCUUGCUCGCGAGGGAUUCACCCGCGACAGUGAGGGAGGAUUCCCAGCCGGAGGCAUGGUGUCGUUCCAUAUUCGCAGCGGGAGCGCGCAGAGCCAGACGGAGACGAGCGUGGCGGAGACGUUCUUGGAGACGCUGAGGGUUUUCACACUUGCGGAGAGUCUGGGAGGGGUGGAGAGUUUGGCCGAGUUGCCGCUUAAGAUGACCCACGGCGGCGUCGACCCUACUCACCGCGCCAAACUCGGUAUCGACGGCGAAUUGAUCCGUCUCUCCGUUGGCGUCGAGGACGUUGAAGACCUUUUGCACGAUGUCGAGACGGCGCUCAAGGCGGCGGUCAAGGCUUAG
Rhodotorula toruloides NP11 is the source of this 1458-nucleotide messenger RNA. RefSeq names its product cystathionine gamma-lyase. Gene Ontology annotation, biological process: transsulfuration. Bases 1 to 1458 code for a protein of 485 amino acids. Gene Ontology annotation, cellular component: cytoplasm. Gene Ontology annotation, molecular function: pyridoxal phosphate binding; cystathionine gamma-lyase activity. The record is from RefSeq and is a predicted model, not a curated record. The transcript has 4 exons. NCBI's taxonomy places the organism in Eukaryota, Fungi, Basidiomycota, Microbotryomycetes, Sporidiobolales, Sporidiobolaceae.